UACACUGUGAUAUGCUUGAAAUUUUCAGUCGCCCAGGGUCGUUUUUGUCGAUUCCACGAGACUCUGUUGCCCGCCCGCCUGUCAGUGUUGUUUUGGUGGCUUUUGCUUUUUGUUCAUCAUACACGAUCCGCUGAGCUGCGCGCGCGCUUCGAUCACGUUCGAUCGUCUUCAGUCAGUCCUCAAAGGAUACUCUUGUUCUGACGCACGCACACACGUCUGUGGAUUACACGCUGAUCGAUGUGCAAUUGAUCGCACAUCAUCCUUGCAACAAAAUUGGAUAAAGUGCCUGGAGGAGCAGGAUUCCUCCGUGAUUCUGUGACAGUGACCUAGCUGUGGAGUUUGUGAGAAGAGAAGAAGAAGAAGAGAUUCGUCAAGUGAAGUCAAAUUGUGCUAAAACAGGAGAAGUGUACGCAUCGUAACUGGCAUCGUCGUUAAUUAUAACCAUAAGGUGGUGCUUAUGGUAUGAAAUUGUUGUGAUAAAUCAGCAGUUUUUGUACAAACCUCGUCGAUAUCCAGGGUGCGAGGACACCAUUACCAGUGUAUUUUUAGUGCUAAGAAGUGGCAGGAGAUAAUCCAUCCUGACAGUGUCUGUGCGAGUGUCCGCAAAUCUACCCGCCAAAAACGCAUCGCCAUCCAGCCCAGAACGAGGAUAGAACACGCACACAGAAAGUUGAACUAGAGAGAGAGAGAGAGUGAAAAGGUAUUUUCUCCUUCUGGUGGCAAUCAGCACAUUUAUGUGCCAAUUUCUAUAAACAGGGUAGCGGCCAUGAUGUCCUGCCCCCUUCCUCUGCCUCUGCCACUACUUCCGCCAGCACUUCACGCCGAUUUCCCACCUGUUCACAUAGGAGUUAAGAGAGGUAGUGACGAACUACUGAGUCAAGCAGCUGUUAUGGCGCCUGCAUCUGAUAACAAUAACCAGGAUUUAGCAAGCAAAAAAGCAAAGCUGGAAACGAACACAGUCCUCGGUGGUGUUGGAAAACCAUCCCGUGUAAUACACAUCAGAAACAUACCGAAUGAGUCCAGUGAGGCGGAGGUCGUUCAGCUGGGGGUGGCAUUUGGUCGUGUGACCAAUGUUCUGGUGCUGAAAGGGAAAAAUCAGGCCUUCCUCGAGAUGGCCGAUGAGGUGUCUGCAGCCGCCAUGGUGGCCUGCUUCACAACCAAUCCACCACAGGUGCGCGGCCGGACGGUGUACGUGCAGUUCUCGAAUCAUCGGGAGCUCAAGACCGACCAGAGCCACUCAAUAGCGAGUGCAUCGGCGGCGCUGCAGAACCAGGACUUUCAGAUCCAGUCGCCAGCCAGUGGAUCACCCCUGCCCGUGUCCGGGACAGAUCCCACAUCUCAGGCUGUGCAGAACUCCACGUCGAGCGGCGGGGGUCCCAACACUGUGCUCAGGGUCAUUGUAGAAUCACUCGUCUACCCAGUCUCACUUGACAUCUUGCAUCAGAUUUUCCAGAGAUUUGGAAAAGUAUUAAAAAUCGUUACGUUUACGAAAAAUAAUUCAUUCCAAGCUCUCAUUCAGUAUCCCGAUGCUCAGACGGCUCAACAUGCAAAGACAGUCCUCGAUGGGCAGAAUAUCUACAACGGAUGCUGCACGCUGAGGAUCGACAACAGCAAAUUGACGGCACUAAAUGUCAAGUACAACAAUGAUAAAUCGCGGGACUUCACCAAUCCCUCGUUACCGCCGGGUGAGCCAGGAACGGAGGUCAUCGCGAGUGCCGGAGGCCUGGUGAACGCCAGCGACCUGCUGCUGCUCGCCACCCAGAGGCGACCAGCCCUGACAGGUGAUAGACUAGCAGUUAAUGGCCUGGGAGCGCCCGGAGUUCUGCCGCCAUUCGCCUUGGGCCUGGGAACGCCUUUGGCCAGUGCUUACGGAGGCGCUCUGCCGAGCCUGGGAGCUUUCGCUCUGGCCUCCACCGGUGCUCUGGGCAACGCCACACCUGCCCUGCGUGGUCUCUCCAAUGUGCUUCUCGUGUCCAACCUGAAUGAAGAGAUGGUCACGCCUGAUGCUCUAUUUACCCUCUUUGGGGUCUAUGGUGAUGUACAACGGGUGAAGAUUCUCUACAACAAAAAAGACUCAGCUUUAAUUCAGAUGGCUGAACCACAUCAAGCAUAUUUGGCAAUGAACCACUUGGAUAAGUUGCGACUGUGGGGAAAGUCGAUUCGUGUGAUGGCCAGCAAGCAUCAAGCUGUUCAAUUGCCAAAAGAGGGUCAACCAGAUGCUGGAUUAACGCGCGACUACUCUCAGAAUCCUCUGCAUCGCUUCAAGAAGCCAGGCAGUAAAAACUACCAGAACAUUUAUCCGCCAUCGGCGACACUGCAUUUGAGUAACAUUCCGUCUACAAUAGCUGAGGAGGAUAUUCGUGAUGCGUUCGUUAAAAAUAACUUCGAUGUUAAGGCGUUUAAAUUUUUCCCGAAGGACCGCAAAAUGGCUUUACUUCAACUGGCUUCCGUGGAAGAAGCAGUUCUGGCACUCAUCAAAAUGCACAAUUAUCAAUUGUCAGAGUCAAAUCAUCUCCGUGUGAGCUUCUCCAAGUCAAACAUUUAAGCUGUGCGACUGGGAAGUUGUGUGUAUUCAGCUGCGGUGGAAGCAUCAAAAGGGCGCGCCCAAUAGCCAGAUCGCAGCGCUUGCAGGGGCGGAAGGAGAAUUGAGGAAAUCUCAAAGAUGCAGCGAAUACAGAAUUGAAAAAUUGGCAAAACACGGAAUUGCUCACUUAUGUAUGCAGUAGCAAUUUGGACUCUUUGGAAUGAAUUCACUGAGAUUCUUAUAUAUUACGUCUUAUUGUUCUAUGUCUAUACUUUUAUGUUUUAUUUUUUUUCUUAGUAUAUUUUACACUCUCUUCCUUUCCAUUUGGGGAUUACUUCUAGGAAUAAUUCUUUAUUUGCGCAAGGAAAUAGAAAUCCUUUGUUGGAUGAAAUGAAGAAAGCAUAAGAUCUGAAUACAAGAUGAAAAGGAAGAGAUUUACAUGUGCAGUUUUUAAGGCCCAGUAAGAUUUUAGGAGUUUUAUUUUCACGUUCGACAGUCAAGUGUUAUUUAAACUGACAUUUUUAUGAAUGAUAUGACACAGUAUUUCUCCUGAAUAAUGUUAAAAGAAAAAAUGGAAGAAGAUGAAGAAAUAUUAUAUUUUUUAAUUUUACAAAAAACCUCCCUCUGAACGAUGUUAUGACAUGAUUUUCCAAUACGAUCUACCUUUGAUUAGUGAGAUAAGUUUAGUUUUUUAUUGUUAGUUUUUGUAUGCUUUAAAAAAAACAACAACAAAACCAUAUAAAUUGUAUAGAAGUUAAGUGAAACUGUUUGCAAGACAUUAACUAAGGCAGUUACAGAAAUAGUGCAAACAACUCAGAAGCCAAGUUGAAGAGACACAAAAAACAAUGAUCAAGGGCAGUUUAAGAGGAGUUGAAUUAUGAAUUUAAUAAGAGAAAAAGUGCAUAAGACAUUGCAAAGUAGCAGGAAAUGUGAGAAAUCUGAGGAGAUGGAAAUCAUUAGACAGAACUAAAUUAAAUAACAAAAUAAAUACAUACACUUUCAACUUAAAAAAAAUAUACCUACCUAUUAAAAAAAAAAACAAGUAAAUUUAAUGAGAAAUGAACAAAGUUAGAGGUGAAAUAUUAUGUAGAUGCGUUGAGCUUAUAUUUGAAACUAAAAAAAAAUUGAGAUAAAUAUUGUAAGAAAAUAAUUGAGAAAAUGGUGUAAAUGAUGAAAUUUAAAACAUGGUGAUUUAAUAAUAAUAUCUUUAAAUGAAAUACAUUAAAAAAAAUGAAUAAUUUUAAGAAUUGGGAAUGGAUAAUGACGGAUAUAUAUAUAUCAUAAAAUCCUCACUUUUACAAAAAAAAAAAUAUACACGAAAAAACGUGAUUUCAGAAGUAAAAAUUUUAGCUAGAUUGGGGAUUUAAAUAAAAAAAGAAUUGAUAAAACAAUAUUAAAAUAUCUUGUGAAGUGAAGGAAUCAGCGGGGGAAUGAUAAGAAAAACCCCUUGGCAUUACUUUCAUUGACAAUCAGCAUGAGAAGUGGAUCAUUUUACAAGGAAAAAAUUAUCCGUUUAAGACAGUAUAUCAAUAAAUACCAGAGAGAAAUUAUAGUGAAAAAAAAACUAUAACUGAGUGUUUAAGCAUCAGACAGUGUAAAAGCAUGACAAGAAAACUUGUGUAGAAAUAAUCGGUAAGUGUGAGUGCAUAGAGAGAAAUGCAAAUGACGCGAUGAAAGGCAUCUUUAUAAGUUCUUAGAGUGAAGCUAAUUAUUAAGAUAAUAUUUAGUGAAAAGUGGAGUAAGCUAGGCGUAUUGAAGAAAAAAAAAAACAUUAAAUUAUAUUAAAUGUUUAAGUAGUCAAAAGGAGUAAUUAUUGUUAAAGUAACACAAAUUAUUGUUAAGUUUAUCCCCUCCCGAGCAGCAAAAAGAAGAUUUAUUUGCCGUCAUCACACGUUGAAAUGCAAUUCCUUUGAGCUACUUUAGCAAUUAUGCAGACGCAUAAAGCCUUUGUUUCCCCCCAUCAAUUGUGGCACAACUGCAGAAGUUCAGCGCCCCAGAAGGCAUGCUGCGAAGUGCCAGAGGAGAGAAGCAAAUGCUCAAAUCUCAUCCAAUCUGCUUCUCACUGUUUUUUCUCUUCUAGAGUUCUUUCCUCAUGGUCAGAAAAGUAUAAAUAUAUAUACAGAGAAUUGGCCAAUUGUCUUGUAGCCAAAUUAUCCUCUUGUUUUGCAAAGUUUCACACCAGGGAAAAUGAAUUUAUCCCUCUUCAUAUCUUUGGCGUAAUAUAAUUCUCGAUAUUUGUCUUUGUUCGUGCAUUGGUGAAAAAAUAUCUUUGUUUUAAUCUGUGAUCAAGACCGACAAUCAUUGUAAUUUUAACAAAGAAGAUGGUAACAGAAAAAAGCGAGAAUUAAUGUUAAAAGCGCGCAUUCAAGCCCCAACCUUCGAUGUUUUUUCCCGUUCAGUUCAAAGUCUUAUCACUUCACCUGAAUUUCACUGAGUUUCGUAGUGUAUCGAGUCACUAGAAAUUGAUGUUAUAGCGAGUAUUGUAGACGGAAAGAGAGUGUAAGCAACUAUCGAGGAUCCUCUGAAAAUUCCCACGAAAAGCGACUAGAGAUUUGAAUAUUCACACACACAGAAAAUGUCUCUGGCAAGAGAGCACUUUUGCCACUGGACUGUAAUGUAGAGAAAAUACUAUUGACAUGACAAAAGUGUAAUUUUUAGAUGUAUAGAAAUAUAUUUGGAGGGUUUACCAUUUAGGACAAGUAUAAGGAACUAUAAAUUGUGUUUCACAAUAUGUGAGCACCGCCAAAUGAGUCAAUUCUAAACACUUUUUCGAGAAAAAAAAAUGAAGAGAAGAAGAAGAAUCAUAAGGAGCAGAGUUGAUAAAGCGAUUGGAUAUUACUUGUGGAUUUUAUACAGUGAUUGGGGUCACAAUAGGUAUCAUUUAUCCUGUUAAUUGAUUUUUCGGUGGUUUGGCGCAAGUCCAUCUGCCACAGGUUGAAAUCAAAGAGAAACUGAGAGAGAGAAUAAAAAUUGAUUUUAUAGCGAAAGGCAUAGAAGAAAUUUAUAGGUAAUAAACAGUAAAUCAGAAAGAGGUAUUUAUGAAUUAUCACCUGUAGAUUCUAGAGAAAUUGUAAAACUUAGCUAUUGUAUAUUGUAUUCGGGAUCGUGAGACAGAUAAAAGAGAGAGAGAGAGAGAAGCGAAAGCGCGUGGUGUAGACUUCAAAGCAAAAAUGAUUGACAUGAUGAAAUGAAUUUAAAAGUAAAAUUUUAUUGUGUGUAAGCAAGGAUAAAUUUGAUCAACACUCCGAUUCUCUUUAUAACUUCUUCAAGAAACCUUCUCUGAUAGGAAAAAUCUCUUCUAACCCGAAAGAAAAUCCUUCAAAGUAUUUUUGUGGACGAAACUUUCGCUAAAUAACAGGAUGGCUGAGAAGCGGGAUAAAAGAGUCAUUAUUUAAAGUGACGCACAAUAGGAAGAAAAAAAAAAUGAGGAAAAAAUACACAAGAUUGUGAGUGAGUAAAAAUAUCACGUGAAAAUUAAUCAAAGGCUUAAAUAGAAGAAGAAAAAAGAGAGAUAUCUUUACAGAGAGAGAGAAAAAAAUGUGCAAAAAAAGAAAGAUAUUAAAUCAGAGAUGAAGAAAAUUGUUUAUUUUUGGAUUAGCAAACAUCAUAUCUAACAUAUUGAAAAGAAGUAUUUUAAUGAAGAGAAGAAAGAUAUAUAAAAGGGCACAAUGUUCUUAUAUUGAAUAUAUAUGGAGAAUAUUUAAAUUUAUAUAAACAUAUUGAAGAUGAUCGUGCAGGAUGAGAAGAUGAGGACAAAGAAGUGCGUAAAAAUCACAUGAAUGCGAGGAAAGUGUAUGAUAAAAUUAGAGAUAAUUAAUAGGAGAUUGACGGAAUAGUGAAAGGCUAAAAGACAGUUUAGAUUAGCGCAAAGCCCACAUUUGAGAGUCGAGCGUCUUGACAAAAUAUGCUCUAAAAGCUAAGGAGAGAAAAAAAAGUAUUUCUUGAGAAUGUUAUAAUUUAUGAUUUCGCAAUGCGCGAGCGACGAGUGAGCGAUUUUCGUGGGUGUGAAAUUUGAGAUAAGAAAAAAAAAUAACUUGCAAAAGGGAAUUAACACAAGAGUUUAAGGAAGAAAAAUAAGAAAAAAUUAAACUGAAUACAGGUAAAUAAGGAAGAACAAAAUGCAUUGAUAGCGUUUGCCUCCGAAACUUUUAUCAUUUCUGAACAGUGGAAAAGAAAACACACACACACAUUUUUACCAACGUAUUCUUCAUCACAGAAUAACUUUCAACUGAGAGUAUUUCUUCAGAUAGUUAGUGAGACAGGAUAUGUGAAAAGAAUCAAUAUAUACUUCAAUAUUAUAGAUAAGCUUAAAAAUAUUAUGGAAAAGAAAAUUGUACCGUGACAAUUGAAUAAUGAAAUAGAUGAGAAAAACAUGAUGAAAUGACCAAUUAUUUAUCAGAAUUAUUAUUGUAUAUGUGUAUCAAGAUAAAGUACUAAAAAAAAAUGAAUUUAUUGUGAGGUAAAAAAGAGAGAGAUGACAAGAAAAUGAGGGAAUGACUAAGUAAAACGUAGUCAAAGUUGAGGACAAAAUGGAUUCAUUUUAGAUAAUGUCAGAAAAUACUGUAAAAAAACGCAGAAUAGUGAGGAAGAUACUUUUAAAAGAUGAAAGGAAAACCCAGUGAGAAUUAUAUAUAUUAUUAUUAUUAUAAAUAAAGAAAAAAAAUUUAUGGUAAAUGAAUAAAGAAAAGUCAUGAAGUAAAAAGUAAUCCUAUCUUUAAAGUGAUGAUCAAGAAAUACACACAAAAAAAAUGUGUAUCAAUGCGCGUCAAUAUUUUGAACUGGAAGGAAAAAAAAUACAUGUGAAAGAGCGAAUUAAUCAAUAGAAGUUGUACUGACUAAAAGAAAAUCUAUACAAAAAAGGAUACACUCUGUCGAACAAGAGGACAAUGGAAGGAAGAAAAAAACUGCGGAGAAGAGAAGGAAACAAUUUAAGGAGGAGUAAAUAAAUAAAUUAUAUUGCUAUAAUCUCUUAAUAACUAUACAAAAACUUACAUCUUACAUAUAAAUUAUCUAUAUUUAGCGCUAAUUUUAAUCUUACCUAUGACAUACCUAUGACUACAUUAUCAUUAUGAAUUAUCAUUAUUAUUAUAAAUGAAAUGAAUAAAAGUAAUGAACAGUGAAGCAAGAAAAACAAAUAUGAAAUAAGGCGAAAAAAAUCGAGAGCAAAUAAUGGAAAAAAAGUGAAAUAUUAAUCUAAUGUAAAAGGAAUGGAAAAAAAUACAAAUAUUUAGUAUCAAAUAUUGAAUAGAGAAGACAAAAAUACACAAAAUUUUACGAAAAAAAACGGAACGAAAGAAAAAAUGAAAAUUGCGACAAACAUCGCGAAAAUGGAAACAAACAUUGAAAAGAAUAAAAAAAAAGAAGAAGAAAAUCUUUAAGGCCUAAUUUUGUUAUCUCUGAUAAAUCUUCAUUAUAUUUUUAUCAUAAUUUUAUACUCUUUUUUUCAUCAUUUUAACGAUUCUGCUACGCUACUUUCAUUCUCAAUUAGUGGUUAAAAGAAUUUCUCAAUGAAAGCAAAAUGAAGAAUAAAAUCAAAUUGUUGCAUUCUCUUUCAAAAUGUACCAAAAACAAAAACAGAAAAAAAUCAGAGACGUGGUAAAGACAAACCUUUGGAAGACUUUGAACAACAACAACUCAAUGAAAGGUCACAAAAGUGUUUUUAGGAAGAAAAAAAAGGCUAAGAGAAAAUCAAUUUUUCAGAUAGAGAAGGAACAAAGAGAAAAAAAUGAGAGACCACAAAAAAAUUUAGUGAAACAAUGGAAUUUUGAAUUGUUAUCGAAGACAAAAUGAAAGAGAAGAAAAAUUAUAGAGAAAUGAAUUGUCAGAUUACUCAUUAAUUAUUAAAUAUUAUUAUUAUUAUACAUUUUACUAUAUUGAAGAAGAAAAAUGAUGAAAAAAAAAUUCAAAGAAUACAAAAGUACAGAAAGAACUCCGCCUCAUAGAAAAAAAACAACACUAUGAAUGUCAAUUUCCUUUCGUUACAAGAAUCUGUUAAGGACAACAUUAUGACGAGGGAAAGUGAUGUUGAGGAUCAUGAGUAAAUGAGAUCUAUCUUGUGAUUGUGUGUGAGAAAAUCUUUCUGUACUUUUCGAGGAAAAUAUAUUUAAUGAGAAAAGAUCCAGUCGCAUUUAAAAAUUUUGUCGUUUUAUAAUAAAAUGUGUAAAAUUUAUUAAGAACAAGA
Phlebotomus argentipes is the source of this 8705-nucleotide messenger RNA. RefSeq names its product polypyrimidine tract-binding protein 2 (gene heph). Gene Ontology annotation, biological process: regulation of RNA splicing; mRNA processing. The coding region runs from base 767 to 2545 and encodes 592 amino acids. Lineage: Eukaryota; Metazoa; Arthropoda; Insecta; Diptera; Psychodidae. Gene Ontology annotation, molecular function: mRNA binding. The record is from RefSeq and is a predicted model, not a curated record. Gene Ontology annotation, cellular component: nucleus. The transcript is spliced from 13 exons.